Molecule: messenger RNA, 1281 nt
Organism: Paramecium pentaurelia
Lineage: Eukaryota; Ciliophora; Oligohymenophorea; Peniculida; Parameciidae
Source: the annotation of a GenBank genome assembly
AUGUAAUCCUAUUCACUUAUUAAAAAAUUAGGUACAACAUUAAAAAAAAUAAUGACCUUAUAGUAAUAAAAUAAUGUUGAAUCAGAUUAUUUAUUAUGGUUUAAGAAGGAAGAUAAAUAUAUCAUAACUGAAUUAGGCAUUAAAAUAGAAACAUUUUAAUUUUUAAGAUUUUCUCUCAAUUAAUCUAAUGAUAAAAAUAUUGAUGAAUUGAAAUGUUUCAAAGAUAAAUAUGGAUAAUUCAAAGAAAUUAAAGCAUUUAAAGGUUAAAAUGAGCCAAUUAUUUUGCAGAUAAAACACAAUAAUUUUAUCAUUAUACAUCUUAGAGAAAAGUAUUAAUAUAUUUAUCAUAUUUCACUUGAUAAAGAAAAUAAUCCUAAAUUAGUUUUCUAAGGAAAACAUAAUAUUAAAGCAAAAAUAUUAGUUGAUAAAUAUUUAGAACUAUUUUAUGUAGUUUACUAAAGUGAAGACUAAUUUCUAAUAUAGAUCUAUCAAAUUAAUGAUGACUUGUAAAAAGUAGAAAAACUAAAACAAUCUCAAUAUCCACUUAAUAAUAAUAACUUUAUCAAUCAAAUUGAUUAUAUUACUCUUUACAAUAAAGAGAUUUUAUUAUUAUUUAGAUAAAGGACUGCAGUUAUAUUUUACUAAAACUUGAGUACCUAUCAAAUUGUUAGUUUGUAAAAAUAAAAGAAAUUAUUUUAUUACACUCAAUUCUUAUAUACUGAUACAGUAUUAUUGAUGAUUGAAACAGAAAACAAUGAGUUAAUUUUAUUUUAGAAUAAGCAAAAUGCUAUUCAUAAUUUGAACAUCAAUUUUUAAAUUAGCUUAAAUAAAAUCCAAAUGCUCUCUUUGGAAUCAAUAUAGAAAAUAUUUCUCCUUGAUUUGAUAUAGGAUUUGCCUAAUCUCUAAGAAUUUUGCUUUUGGGAUUCUAAUGAUUAUGAAGUAGUAAAAUUGUUAAUCAUUGGAUCUCAACAAACAGAGGAAGCAACAUCAGCAAUUAUUUAUUGCCUAAAAUACAAACCUGUUUUUGUUAUAGGAAUUAUCAAAUAUUUAGAAUAUUAUUGCUUUCUAAUAGAUUAAGAUUUUAAAUAACUUAUCAAUUCAGUUUUUGAAUUAAUACCUGGUUAUCUGAUUAAUAAUCUUACUUAUGAAAUUGCUCACUAUCCUAAUUACAUAAAUUAUCUAAAAUAAUAUAAUAUUAUUUAUAGUAAAAAUUUAACAGAUUCUUAGCAGAUAUGGUGUAUGCUUUGUAAUAUGACUGAUAAUAAAUGUUUAAAAUUUUGA